Messenger RNA from Oryzias melastigma (Indian medaka), 1530 nucleotides. RefSeq names its product probable aconitate hydratase, mitochondrial. The record is from RefSeq and is a predicted model, not a curated record. The coding region runs from base 35 to 265 and encodes 76 amino acids. The transcript has 3 exons. Lineage: Eukaryota; Metazoa; Chordata; Actinopteri; Beloniformes; Adrianichthyidae.
UUCAUGCGACAUUGUUUGCUGUGUGAACUACAAAAUGUCGCUUCACUGCUUGACUGUAGGCAGGUUUUGGGUGACAAAUCGGAAGCAGCAGGGUCUCCUGCCGCUCACUUUCACGACCCGAGAGACUAAGACAGAAUUCUCUCUAACGAUCUCAACCUUCGACCUGAGAUCACUUGCUCCUGGCAAGCCGCUGACUGCAGUGGUCAAGCAAACAAUGGCGGACAGGAGUCCAUCUCUCAGAAACAAACCUUCAGUGAGACACUAAUAGAGUGGUUCAAGGCUGGCUCAGCCCUCGAUAGGACGAAGGACCUUCACUGAUGAUGAGGAAGGCAGCAGAGCUAGAACAUGAGCUCAGAAAUUGAUCAAUCUACAGAGCUGUAGCAGAGCACACAUUUUUAACGUCGCUGUACAGAUAAAAAGCGCACACAGACUUGAGCACUUCAAUUGAAAGACAAGGUUGUGGUGUAAGGUCUCACAGUUCACAUGCACAAACAUCUGUUAAUGUCAUUUUCUGGACUGAAUGUAGUGUUUUACUGCUGCUGGGACACACACACGUCACCGCUGUUAAUCUUUAAAAAAAUGACAAUAGAUUUUUCUCAACUUAACUAGACUGAUGACUAACAGACAAAAAUUAGUCAAAUAAAUAAAUAAAACUGUGAAUCUUUUAGUUUUCUUUUUUUUGUUCUAUAAAAAAAAUGUUUAACCUGAGUUAAUUCUCUCUUAUGAGUCAUUCUCAGUUGUGUAGAUUUUAGGUCUUUGUCUGAUUCCUUUCCUCCUGAAAGCAGACUUUUUAAACAAAUGCAUUAGGCUCUAGGUUUUACCAGGUAAUUGUUUCUAGCAGAUCUCAAAGAAGUGCUGGCCUUUUAGAGAAAGCCUGGUAAGGUGGAUGUGUAGUUAGUGUUUCACAUGCAGCAGACAGCAAGAGUGCUGUGGAGUCCAGGAGGAUUUCUGAUGUGCGAAAUAAGAAGGGAGAGCCUCAGGUUCACCACAGAUGACUUUCUUUGGAUUUAACCAAUGAUAUAUUGUACAUUUUCAUUUAAUUAUUUUAGACUAUUUCUCCACAUGAGUCAAAAAGGAAGAUGCAGGUUUUAUCCUUUUAAAAGUACCAGAAAAUGCUGAUUUGACAGUUGAUUGGCAGCUGGAUAAAUGUAGAGGCAUCGUGUGUUCAAGAAAACAGCAAUACAGAUGUUUGUUACUGUCACAUAUUGAAGAAAAAACAGCAAAUGUUAAAGUAUGAGUACCUGUAAAUUGAAAAACUGAAACUAGCUCUUUUUUUUUUUCUUAAAGCCUUAUUUUCUACCCCAGCUCCAUUGUCUUGGAUCAGUGUGAGCGCUCCGGUUUUCUCUCAGAGCUUGACAUCUUCAACUCUGGUCACUCACUGCAGGCAUUCACAUGAUCACAGUUGAGUUGUGGGAAUCGUUACUGCAUGAUUUAUGGGCAGGAGCCGCAUGAUGUGGUGGUGGGGGGGGGCAGCCUUGUAUUAAUGAAAAUUAAUAUAAGAAAUCCUGUGUACUGCAAGAAAAAUGCAUC